Molecule: messenger RNA, 2005 nt
Organism: Electrophorus electricus (electric eel)
Lineage: Eukaryota; Metazoa; Chordata; Actinopteri; Gymnotiformes; Gymnotidae
Source: RefSeq, a predicted model, not a curated record
UACAUCGUGAGGAGUGCAGCCAUUAUUCUUUGGAUCUCAAUUAACUACACGUCCGAGACACGGCAAAAAAUGGUAUAACGCCGUCUCUUAUUAACCUGUAACAUCUAGAACUAAUUUAUAGGGUUUUAUAUGAAAGUAUAGGAUUUAUAGUUGUGAUUUAUAGCAAAGUAAAAUUAUCCCCGAAUACUAUAGCUUAAGCGCGUCUGCUUGUGUGUAGUUGUUAUCCCACCAUUUCACGGAACUAACUGGCUCUUAACGCGUUAGUAAAAUUGCUUAAACGCAUAAUUUGAGCCCCAGUGUAGCUUAAUCAUGGACGCAUCGCUAAAGAUUGAGUCGUCUUCAAGUGUUAUACCAUCCUGCGAUGAUACCCCAGCUAUAAAUGACUCGACUGCAAGCAUUUCUUCUGUACUAGCGGCUCAUCAGGUCGAGCAAGCAAAGGACCCGACAACUCUUUUACUUUACCCCAUCAGCAUAAACAGUGCUGUACCACUGUCACCAGUAUUUAGAGACAAGGUCCCCCAUGUUGGUGGCAGGGAAGAAGUGAGGAAACCCGUUGGGGCUCGGGGCUACAGCGAAGCAGUGUCCACCUCUUCUGAGUUCACCCACCGUGCCAUUGUGCAUCUGAUUGAAGCCAUGCACCGAUGCUGGGACGUGUACGGUUCCCGUGAGCGCUCCCGUCUCUUCCAGAGUGUUCAGAGUGAGCUGGAGAACCUUGGCCACUCGCUGCCCGUGGAGAAGAUCCGACGCAAGUGGAACAACCUUAUUGUCACAUACAAGAGAGUGAAAGAGCGCAGCAGGUUGGGCGGAGGCCAGGCCAAGACUUCAUGGGAGUAUUUUGAGAUGAUGGACAAAGUGUUAGGAAAGACGAAGGUUGAUCAACGAGGUCCUGCUUCAGCUACCCUUGUCGGUUUUGCAACCACAGCCAAGGCAGCGGUGAGGUCAGAGGAGAGGCAGCCGCACACGGCCGUGUCAGUAGCUGCAGUCACCACUCCCUGUCUGCUCCCCAACAGCCUCUUCACCACACCUUCCCAGAUUCCCACACUGGUCACCUCCCCGGUGCUGUGUAGUGUGCCCCCGAAGCCAAGCACGAGUCCCACUUGCAGCAGUGAUAACCCCUUGCCCUCUGCUUCUUCAAAGCCAGCUUCCAGGGUCCUGCGCCAGCCUCUGAAACGGAGGCUGCGGCAUCUACAGCUCAGCUCUGUGGCCUCUCGCAUUGCUGCCCAGCAGCAGGGGCAGGCAGGGGAACGCACCGCCCUGCUCCGGAACUUCCUCACCUCUCAGGAAGAGCGCGUGCACCUGGAGGAGCAGCGACAGCGCAAGAAGGAGGCACGCGAGCGGCGCCAGGAAAGGACGCUCGGCAGUAUGGCUGAAGCGCUGGGAAGAAUGUCAACAGCGUUGGAGUUAAUCUCAUCCAAACAAGACACCAUCAUUGCAUUACUUCAGAGACUGGCUGAUAAGUACUGAGAGGAUGCUUUUGUUGUUGCUGUUGUGGUUGUGCUUUUUUUUUUGACUGGAAUUCUGCCAGUGUAUGUUGUUUUUGCAUUUAUUUUUGAUUACAUGCAGAAGUGGAAAUAAUGCUUAAAGAUAUAGGCCUGUAGUAGAACUGCUUUCUUCAGAGAAAGUUCUAAAUUGAAGUGGACCAGGUCAUCUGUGAAGUAAAAAGGAAAAAGUAAGUCCCUAAUAGUAAGUAAAAGAAUAACCUUGCUAAUGUUCAUAUUUAGUUUUUUUUUUGUUUGGUUUUUUUUGCCGCAGUGCUGUGAAUAAAAUAAAAAAAAAAAGCCAACUUGAAGUGUGUAAAACGCUGUAGCGUUAGUUAGUACGCUGUGGUAUGCGAAAGGACAUUCACGAGCGUAUGUGGCUAACUAGCUAGCUCGCUUUACUUUCAAACAUGCCACUUAUUCUAAUGCAGUUGUAUAUUAGUGUAGAUGCACUUUCUUUAACUGUACUUUAGAAUAUGUACUGUAUUUCGAAUAUGUACAAUAUGUGUUCAUUGUGCUUGUACAUU